AUGGCUCCGAUCCCGGAUCUUGAGGAUACAUGGGAGAAAAUAGAGACAAUGCGGGCAGAGUAUGUCUGCCCCGUCGAUGUAUUCGGGGCGCACAUGCUCUCGGAUACAACAGAAACUCCAGAUGGUCGCUUCCGCUUUGCCAUAGGCCUUCUCCUGUCUGCCAGAAAUCUGGAUAGAGUAACCGCUGCCGCCAUGUACAAACUUAAUCAUAUGCUUCCAGUGCCCCCUGACGGCCUUGACAAAGAGCGUUUAAAGAAGCUCGAGGCAGAGUUUGAAGAAAAGACGAAGGGGCUGCAGAAGUCCACCAAAGCAGAAGCCAUGCUCAAGAAGAACUUUCCUAUCGAUAUUGACAACCUAAUGAAGCUUGAUGCGUGGAGGCUGACAGCGAAGAACGUGGUGGACUCUGGACUAGAUGAGUUGGGGAGGAUAAUCCAUCCAGUGGGCUUCUGUCGAAGAAAGGCAGAGUACAUGAAGAACGUUGCUCAGAUAUGCCUAGACAACUAUGGGGGCGAUAUUCCCAAGGACCUCGCGGGUAUUCUAAAGCUCCCCGGCUUUGGACCAAAAAUGGGGCACUUGUUGGUUCAGAUCGUCUAUGGCCAAGUCGAGGGAAUAGCAGUGGAUACGCACGUGUGCCGCAUAGCGCAGAGGCUGAGAUGGGUCGAAAAAGGAAUGUGUGAGCCUAACGGGAAGAUGCUAAAUCCAGAUGAUGUGGCCAAGCAGCUAGUCGAGACCUUGCCAAAGGACAAGUGGCGAGAUAUUAACCAUCUGCUUGUCGGCUUUGGACAAACCGUCUGCAAGGCAAGCUUCCCCGAGUGCAACCGUUGCUUAAUAGCGGGAACUGGUCAUUGCUAUCAUAAGUCAGAGACAAAGCCUGAAACAGGGACAGGGAAGCCUCGUAAUCGAGAACGAAGAGCUAAAGCAAGUAAGCGUGAAGCAGAAGAUCAGGGCGGCGCUACAGAUGAAGAUGAGUAA
Molecule: messenger RNA, 972 nt
Organism: Giardia duodenalis
Lineage: Eukaryota; Fornicata; Diplomonadida; Hexamitidae
Product: Endonuclease III
Exons: 1
Coding region: 1-972 (323 amino acids)
Biological process (GO): base-excision repair; base-excision repair, AP site formation; nucleotide-excision repair
Cellular component (GO): nucleus
Molecular function (GO): DNA-(apurinic or apyrimidinic site) endonuclease activity; oxidized pyrimidine nucleobase lesion DNA N-glycosylase activity
Source: RefSeq, a predicted model, not a curated record